AAUUAAACAAUACCAAAAUAGAAAAAAUAGUAUAAAAUAUUCGUUUCAUAAGACAUUUUAUCAUACUCGCUCUUUAGAAAACUCGCCUCCGGCUCGUUUUCUAAUAUAGGGCUCGUGCGAUUAAAUGACGUCUUAUGAAACUUGUUUUUUAAUGUACCUACUAUUAAAACACCGAUAUAUCAAAAACUGAUCGUAUAGGUACGAUUUAAGAUUUUGCUAUAAGACUGUAAAAGGAUAGCAACGAGCUAUCCAACGAUGUGCAACACAAGUUUACAGCUGAAAUUACGUCUCGGACUGCUAUAGAGGGGCCGAAGAGAAAAAAUGAUUUUUUUGUUGAGAGUUAAAAAAAUGUUGAGAAAAUAAUGGCCAUCGGAAAACUAUGGAUUUCCAUCGGUUGUUUUUUUAUUUUUGCCGGUUGGUUGGUGGGAAUUGGAGAAAGUAUCAAAUGGCUAUCUCUACAACACUCGCAUCUGAACUGGAACUUGAGCUCUGUCAACAACAAUCACGGACGCGGGAUUCGGUCAGGGGUACGAUCUCCUUGUACAUUAGCUAGAAGAAGGUAUGGUCUAGUCAAAAUCCAAGCAAAACUAUGUCGCAACGCAAUGGAAACGAUGCCGCACAUCCAAAACGCGGCCAGUUUGGCAUCGGAAACGUGCAGAAAAGUUUUCAGCGACAGAAGAUGGAAUUGUUCUUCGAUAAUUACGGCACCCUAUUUAACGCCCGAUUUGACUAGAGCAACACGCGAACAAGCCUACGUCUACGCUAUAAGCUCAGCAGCACUUACCUACACUCUGGCACGUGCAUGUUCCAACGGAAAUCUACACCAAUGCACUUGCGCUGGACGACCAAACAGUCCGAAUUCGGACAACUUCCAAUGGGGCGGCUGUGGCGACAAUGUGAGAUGGGCCUCGCAAUUUGCCAAACGUUUUAUCGACAACGUCGAAAAACACGCUUUGGUCAAAAAGGACAAAACGAAAAGGUCCAAAGAUGUGGCUAAAGAAGAAAGUAAAAUCCUUAAAGAUGAAGCUGCUUUUAUUAAUUUGCAUAAUAAUAAAGUUGGAAGAAAGGUAAUCACCUCAAGUUUACGUACUCAAUGCAAAUGUCAUGGAGUAUCAGGUUCGUGCAACAUCAAAACUUGUUGGAGAGCGUUGCCAUUGAUAGUAGAAAUUGGUCAGCAGCUGCUCCAAAAAUAUACAACAGCCAAAGAAGUUUCGAAAACUGUAGUCGAUCGAUUAGAAGCGAGGGUUGGCAAUAAAAAACCGAUAAAUUCCGAUCAGUUGGUUUACAUGUCCAAAUCGCCCGAUUAUUGUACCAGAGAUGAAAAGCUGGGUAGUUUUGGAACGGUCGGAAGACAUUGUAAUGUUUCCUCAGCCAGUCUGGACAGUUGUAGAGUCCUAUGCUGCGGCCGAGGCUACCGCACGGUCGUCGAGGAAAAAAUCGAAAGGUGCCAGUGCAAAUUUUACAAUUGUUGCUACGUAAAGUGUAAAAUUUGCCGAACAAUGACGCAAGUGUAUGAAUGUUUAUAAUUGUAUCCCAGUAUUAAAUGAAGCUUUAUUAGAUUGGUAGCUUGUAAACUUGCCAUCAAUUUGCUGAAUAAUUGUAUUUCACUUUUAGUAUUUAGUAGUAAGGAAUAAGUAUUAGAAAUUUCAACCACAUUCCUUUAUGGAUACAUUCCAAGAAAAAUAUGCACUGAAAAUAUUACCUAGGAUCUUUAUUUUUCAAAAAAUAUCACUUAAAAAAGAUGUAAAUAUUACAACCUAGCAUCACGACAUUCACCUAUUUUUACUGAAAACAAAAAUUACUUACUGUACAUAAUCACCAAUUUACAUUAUUAAUUUAAAUUAUUUAUCCUUAUACUUAUAGUUCCGAAUGUAUAUCAGUCGUAUCUGUAAUUAAGUUUGUAGAAAAAUAUAUUUAUUAUUUAUUAAUCAAAAUUAAAUGUUUAAUUCACCUUUUUCAAUGAUAGUACUCUCAGCAGCAGGAUCGUCAUCCAACAAACCCGAAUCGAUUUUCUUUUGCAACUCUCUUAUUUCAUCAUCAUACCCUUUCCAUUCUGGCAAUAUUCUUAUGGCAGCCGACAAUUUGGCUUCUUUGGUUAACGGAUUAUUACACUAAAACCCCAAAAAAAUUAAACAAAAUCAAUUAAAUUGUAUACUAAAAAUUACCAAAUCAAUGGUUUUAGCUCUAGUUUUUGAAGAAUCAUCGCACCAAGUUUCGCACCACAACCAAUCCUGCGGCAAGGAUUUUAUAGCAACCUGAUGGAUCAUGUUAUUGGGUAAAUCUUGGUCCAAAUUUGAUAAACUAUUAGGAUCUUGACUAAGAGCCUGAUAUUGGCCUCUGAGUCUAUCACCAGCUGCAAUUCUCCUGAAUUUUUUCAGAUCCACUACAUAAAGAGCUGAA
Molecule: messenger RNA, 2400 nt
Organism: Ceutorhynchus assimilis (cabbage seed weevil)
Lineage: Eukaryota; Metazoa; Arthropoda; Insecta; Coleoptera; Curculionidae
Source: the annotation of a GenBank genome assembly